UCCCCCUCGAUCCGAGCGGUCGCGGCGCCGGCAUGGCGCGGUUCGAGGUGAACGGCAAGUCCGUGGAGGGCGUGGACCUGCUGCGGCGGCGCCACUGGACGGCGCGCCUCGACUUCUGGCCUUUCCUCGCGCUCUACGCGCUCUGGCUGCUGCUCGCCGUCCCGGCGCUCGACUUCACCGACGCCCUCGUCAUCCUCGGCGUGCUCUCCGCCUCCCACAUCCUCGCGUUCCUCUUCACCGCUUGGUCCGUCGACUUCCGGGCCUUCGUCGGCCACUCCAAGGUGAAGGAUAUCCAUGCGGCGAAUGCAUGCAAAGUAAUCCCCGCCAAGUUCCUGGGGUCAAAAGAGAUUGUGCCUCUGCAUAUACAGAAAACUGUUGCCUCUUCAUCAGCUUCAGGUGAGACGGAGGAGAUCUACUUUGAUUUCCGGAAGCAGAGAUUCUUCUACUCGGCAGAGAAGGAUAACUUCUUCAAGCUCCGGUAUCCGACGAAGGACUUAUUUGGGCAUUACAUCAAGGGCACCGGGUAUGGAACAGAGGCCAAGAUAAACACUGCUGUGGACAAGUGGGGGAGAAACAUAUUUGAGUAUCCACAGCCCACAUUCCAGAAAUUAAUGAAGGAGCAAUGCAUGGAACCAUUUUUUGUUUUCCAGGUUUUUUGUGUUGGCCUUUGGUGUCUGGAUGAGUAUUGGUACUACAGUCUGUUUACUCUUUUCAUGCUCUUCCUAUUUGAGUCUACUAUGGCAAAGAAUAGAUUGAAGACAUUGACUGAGCUUAGGCGUGUGAAAGUUGAUAAUCAGAUUGUGUUGACUUACCGCUGUGGAAAAUGGGUUAAAAUCACAGGGACAGAACUAUUACCUGGAGAUAUUGUGUCAAUAGGACGCUCGCCUAGUGGUGAAGAUAGAUCUGUACCAGCAGAUAUGCUAUUAAUGGCUGGAUCCGCAAUAGUAAAUGAAGCUAUUCUUACAGGAGAGUCUACUCCGCAGUGGAAGGUCUCAGUUGCUGGUCGUGGCCCUGAUGAAAUGUUAUCGAUAAAGCGAGAUAAGAAUCAUAUCCUAUUUGGUGGCACCAAGAUACUGCAACACACACCAGAUAAGUCUGUAAAUCUUCGAGCACCUGAUGGUGGUUGUGUAGCUUUUGUAAUGAGGACUGGAUUUGAGACUAGCCAGGGAAAAUUGAUGAGAACUAUCUUAUUCUCAACUGAGAGGGUUACUGCGAAUAGCAAGGAAAGUGGCCUGUUUAUACUAUUCUUGCUUUUCUUUGCGAUAAUUGCAUCAGGUUAUGUGCUUAUGAAGGGACUGGAGGAUCCUACAAGGAGCAGAUAUAAACUUUUCUUGAGUUGUUCGUUGAUUCUUACUUCUGUGAUCCCUCCUGAACUGCCGAUGGAGUUGUCUAUAGCGGUUAAUACAUCUUUAAUUGCGUUGGUACGGCGCGGCAUUUUCUGCACAGAACCAUUCAGAAUACCAUUUGCUGGGAAGGUUGACAUAUGCUGCUUUGAUAAGACUGGGACAUUGACAUCGGAUGAUAUGGAGUUCCAAGGGGUUGUUAGUCUGGAAGGCGAUGAAGAAUUAAUAUCUGAUGCAAACAAGCUUCCUCUCCGCAUUCAAGAAGUGCUGUCCAGUUGCCAUGCAUUAGUAUUUGUGGAUAACAAACUGGUUGGUGACCCCCUUGAAAAAGCUGCAAUAAAGGGCAUAGACUGGAUCUACACCUCUGACGAGAAGGCCAUGUCUAGGAGACCUGGUGGCCAACCUGUACAGAUUGUACACAGAUAUCACUUUGCUUCUCACUUGAAGAGAAUGUCUGUUAUUGUGCGUAUUCAGGAGAAAUUUUAUGCUUUCAUAAAGGGCGCUCCAGAGACCAUCCAAGAGAGGUUAGUUGAUUUACCUGCUGCAUAUGUGGAAACAUACAAAAAGUACACGCGCCAGGGCUCUCGGGUCUUAUCUCUUGCAUACAAACUGCUGCCAGAGAUGCCUGUUAGUGAAGCUAGGGGUCUGGAAAGGGAUCAGGUGGAAAGCGACUUGAUUUUUGCUGGUUUUGCGGUCUUUAACUGUCCUAUAAGGAGUGACUCAGCUGCUGUCUUGCUCGAAUUGGAUCAAUCUUCCCAUGACUUGGUUAUGAUCACUGGGGACCAAUCGUUGACUGCUUGCCAUGUUGCUAGCCAAGUAAAUAUUUGUUCCAAACCGGUUCUAAUUUUAACACGGUUGAAGACUAGUGGAUUUGAGUGGGUAUCCCCUGAUGAAACUGACAAAGCUCCAUACAGAGCUGAGGAGGUUAAAGAGUUAUCAGAAUCGCAUGAUCUUUGCAUUAGUGGUGACUGUUUUGAAAUGUUACAAAGAACUGAAGCUGUCCUCCAAGUCAUUCCUCAUGUCAAGGUUUUUGCACGUGUUGCUCCAGAACAAAAAGAACUUGUACUAACAACAUUUAAGACCGUUGGGAGGGUGACACUGAUGUGUGGAGAUGGAACCAAUGAUGUUGGUGCACUGAAACAGGCACAUGUUGGCAUAGCUCUGUUAAAUGCAGAACCGGCGCAGAAAGCUGACUCGAAAUCUCAGUCAUCCAAACAUGAUAGCAAAUCAGGGAAGUUGAAAAAACCGAAACCUGCUAACGAGUCGUCAUCACAAUUGGUUCCACCAGCCAGCAGUUCCGCUAAAGCAUCCAGCAGCCGCCCCUUGACUGCUGCUGAGAAACAGCGAGAAAAGUUGCAGAAGAUGUUAGAUGAAAUGAAAGAAGAAGGUGAUGGCCGAGCACCGGUUGUACAGCUUGGUGAUGCUUCCAUGGCCUCACCUUUCACAGCAAAGCAUGCCUCUGUUGCCCCCACGCUUGAUAUUAUCCGCCAGGGGAGAAGCACCCUUGUCACUACACUCCAGAUGUUCAAGAUUCUUGGACUCAACUGCCUUGCAACAGCAUAUGUUCUGAGUGUAAUGUACUUGGAUGGUGUCAAACUGGGUGAUGUUCAAGCUACUAUUAGUGGUGUCUUCACUGCGGCUUUCUUCCUCUUCAUUUCCCAUGCUCGUCCACUUCAAGCACUGUCUGCAGAGCGCCCUCAUCCUAACAUCUUCUGUGCAUACGUCUUCCUUUCCAUUCUUGGUCAGUUUGCCAUGCACUUGUUCUUUUUGAUGUCAGCUGUCAACGAAGCAGCCAAGUAUAUGCCAGAGGAAUGCAUUGAGCCUGAUUCGGAGUUCCAUCCAAACCUUGUCAACACAGUUUCAUACAUGGUGAACAUGAUGAUCCAAGUGGCGACAUUUGCUGUGAACUAUAUGGGCCACCCAUUUAACCAGAGCAUAUCUGAGAACAAGCCUUUCAAGUAUGCCCUCUAUGCAGCUGUUGCUUUCUUCACAGUGAUCACAUCGGAUAUGUUCAGGGAUCUGAAUGACUAUAUGAAGCUUGAACCCUUGCCUGAAGGAAUGAGGGGCAAACUGAUGCUCUGGGCUAUGCUUAUGUUCUGUGGUUGUUAUGGAUGGGAGCGGUUUUUGCGAUGGCAAUUCCCAGGCAAGAUGCCAGCGUGGGAGAAGCGGCAGAAACAGGCAGUUGCAAACCAAGACAAAAAGCAGGCAUAGGAUCUUGUAUUUUUUUCCCCUUCACAUCUCCACUGCCAUUUGUCAUUUGGCAACGAUCUUGUCACUAGUGAACUGAUCAUGGUUGCACUCUAAUAUGUAGUUUAGGAGAAUUUUGUCAGACUCUUUAAGCCCUAUUUGUAGGAGGGUAGUCACUCAACAUACAUGCCUGGUAUGGAGGGUCAGAUUUUUCAGGUUCCAUACCUUCUGCUAAUGAUGACAUGAAUAUGGAUGAACAUACCAUUGAACACACCAAUGGUUUAUGAGUUAUCUGCUGUUAUACCAUUGAACACACCAAUGAUUUUAUGAGUUAUCUGCUGUUUGAGUUA
This is a messenger RNA of Lolium rigidum, 3880 nucleotides long. RefSeq names its product probable manganese-transporting ATPase PDR2. Gene Ontology annotation, cellular component: endoplasmic reticulum membrane. The transcript has 21 exons. Bases 33 to 3554 code for a protein of 1173 amino acids. Gene Ontology annotation, molecular function: P-type ion transporter activity; ATP binding; ATP hydrolysis activity. Gene Ontology annotation, biological process: intracellular calcium ion homeostasis. NCBI's taxonomy places the organism in Eukaryota, Viridiplantae, Streptophyta, Magnoliopsida, Poales, Poaceae. The record is from RefSeq and is a predicted model, not a curated record.